UGGCGCCACCCCAGGUGAGCAGCUUGUACAAAAAUGAAGCUAAACAUUGCCUACCCGGCCACGGGCUGCCAAAAGAAGUUGGAGGUGGACGAUGACGCCAAGCUGCGCGCUUUCUAUGAUAAGCGCCUGGCCGCUGAGGUUGAUGGCGAGGCUCUUGGCGAGGAGUUCAAGGGCUAUGUACUGAAGAUCGCUGGUGGCCAGGACAAGCAGGGCUUCGCCAUGAAGCAGGGUGUUCUCACCAAUGGCCGCGUUCGCCUCCUGAUGACCCCAGGCGACCAGGGUUUCAGGGGCCACGGCCGCCGGAAGGGUGAGCGCCGCCGGAAGUCCGUUCGCGGCUGCAUCGUCUCUCCGGACCUGUCGGUGCUGAACCUGGUGAUCGUCAAGAAGGGUGAGGCGGAGCUGCCCGGCCUGACGGAUGAGGAGAAGCCCCGCAUGCGCGGUCCCAAGCGUGCGAGCAAGAUUCGCAAGAUGUUCAACCUGUCCAAGGAGGACGACGUGCGCAAGUACGUCACCAUCUACUCGCGCGAGCGGAAGGACAAGAACGGCAAGACCCACCGCAAGUGCCCUAAGAUCCAGAGGCUGGUGACCCCCGCUGCCCUGCAGCGCAAGCGCGCUCGCAAGAUCCUGAAGAAGCGGCAGCAGGAGAAGAACAAGACCGAGGCCGCCGAGUACCACAAACUGCUGAUGCAGCGCCUCAAGGAGCAGCGGGAGCGCCGCUCCGAGUCUCUGGCCAAGAAGCGCGCCCUGCGCAUGGCCAGCCAGGCCUCGAAGGAGGCUGCUCAGUAAGCAGCUGCAGUCCCGCCCCUGCUGCGGGGGCCGCAAGACGCAAUUGCCAUCACGGCCGCAGCAGGGCUGUCGGUGCUGUGCUCGGGGCUGCGCUGCCGUCUUCCGGGGCGGGCGGCGGCGUGUUUCGCCGAGUGCUCGUGAUGGAGAUCGGCGUCGAUCGCAGUGGAACGACCGUACAUUCUGUCGUGUCGUUAUUGCUUUAUCCUUGGCAAACCGGAGGGGAUGUAAACGGUUGUAAAUGCUGCUUUGACGGG
Messenger RNA from Volvox carteri f. nagariensis, 1040 nucleotides. Its product is annotated as ribosomal protein S6 component of cytosolic 80S ribosome and 40S small subunit. The record is from RefSeq and is a predicted model, not a curated record. Gene Ontology annotation, biological process: translation. Lineage: Eukaryota; Viridiplantae; Chlorophyta; Chlorophyceae; Chlamydomonadales; Volvocaceae. The transcript has 7 exons. Gene Ontology annotation, cellular component: ribosome. The coding region runs from base 34 to 786 and encodes 250 amino acids. Gene Ontology annotation, molecular function: structural constituent of ribosome.